AUGGCAGCCCAGGCCACUGAGAAGACAGACCCUACCCUUUCGACGGAGGUCUCUCCGGCGGAGGGUGACUUACACGUCCAGCCCAGGGCCGCCCCUAUUGAUGGCGAGGCCGCCGCCGAGAUCCCCGGAUAUGACCACCAGCGCAUGAAGGAUCGCAGUCUCCUGUCUUAUGAAGAGGAAAAGAAGUUGUUGCGCCGUGUCGAUUGGCACCUCAUGGUUCUAUGCGCUCUCAUUUUCAUGGUCAAAAAUGUCGAUGCGAACAAUGCUGCGCACGCGCGCAUCAUGAAUCGUGGAACACCCCGGAACAUCCUCACUGAACUGAAGAUGACCGGCGACGACUACAACUUCGUCAGCACAUUGUAUUAUAUACCGUUCAUUAUUUUCGAGAUCCCGUCCAACCUGAUCAUGAAGAAAAUGCUCCCAUCGAGGUUCCAGGCGCGAAUCAUGGUAACUUGGGGCAUCACUCUGGCAUGCCAUGCCGCGGUCAAGUCAAAGGAGGGACUCUGGGUCGCUCGCUUCUUCCUUGGUCUCUGCGAAGCUGGAAUGUUCCCUGGUAUCAUUCUGCAAUUGACAUACUGGUACCGUGCUGAUGAGAUGACCAUUCGUCUUUUGAUUUUCUACUCUUUCGAAUUCUUCGCAAAUGUCGUCAGUGCUGUACUGGCGUUCGCAUUUGAUGGCAUUUCCGGGCGAUAUGGCUUGUCUGGUUGGCAGUGGUUCUUCUUGGUCGAGGGUGUAAUCACCAUUGCAUUCGGAACAUCGCUUUGGUGGAUCUUCCCUGACUUUCCCGAGCAAGCUUCAUGGCUUACCGAUACCGAAAAGAGGUUCCUGCAAGCUCGACUUCCUGCAAACUCUCCCCGGUCAAGUGAGGCGCACUUCAACAUUCGCGAGAUUCUGGAAAGUUUGAAGGACCAAAGACUCUGGUGGUUCACACUGGUCUGGGCAACGAAGACUGUCGGAGGCUCGGGUCUUUCCUUCUACCUGCCUACCAUCGUUGCUGACCUGGGACUUGCCUCGAUUGCCGAAAGCCAACUUCUCACGAUCCCCUCCGCUGUUUUACCCAUCUUCUGCAUCAUCCUCAGCAGCUGGUUGACGGAUAGGAAGGGUGUGCCAUAUCCUGUCGUAGCACUCUUUUACCUGGUGGCCACACUGGCGUGCUAUGCUGUCAUGUACACAUAUCCGAACAACGGAGGUGUUUACGCUGCGACGGUCAUUGCUGCCUCUGCCUCGAAUGCUUGGUUCUCGACCAUGUGGCCUUGGCGUCUUCAGACUACCUCCAAGGCGACAGGAUCCGCGUUUGCCAUUGCGUUCUCCAACUCACUCGGUCAAAUCGGAACGCUCAUCGGACCCCAGCUCUUCCGAUCCGCCUACGCACCUAAGUACUCAACUCCCUUUGGUGUCGCAAUGGGAAUGAGUGGACUUUGCAUUGUGGCGACUGCCUGGACAUGGUGGAUUACCCGGGAGACAGAGAGGCAGACCAGGCAUCUGAAGAAGAUGAAAAUCGCUGCUGGCAAGAGGAAUGAAGUGGUCUAUGACGAUGUCAACAUCGACGCCGACUUUAAGACCAAGUCGAAGGCAUAG
Molecule: messenger RNA, 1578 nt
Organism: Colletotrichum chrysophilum
Lineage: Eukaryota; Fungi; Ascomycota; Sordariomycetes; Glomerellales; Glomerellaceae
Exons: 9
Coding region: 1-1578 (525 amino acids)
Biological process (GO): transmembrane transport
Cellular component (GO): membrane
Molecular function (GO): transmembrane transporter activity
Source: RefSeq, a predicted model, not a curated record